This is a messenger RNA of Venturia canescens, 1541 nucleotides long. RefSeq names its product actin, muscle. The coding region runs from base 182 to 1312 and encodes 376 amino acids. Gene Ontology annotation, biological process: mitotic cytokinesis. The transcript is spliced from 3 exons. The record is from RefSeq and is a predicted model, not a curated record. Lineage: Eukaryota; Metazoa; Arthropoda; Insecta; Hymenoptera; Ichneumonidae.
ACGGACUUCCAUGUAAGGGGCGGAUCGCUAUUUUUGGCCUCAGACCGAUAUGGAUAAAGGGAUCCCACAUCGGCUGCAGUUCGCCACUCGCUGCUUGCUCCCUUGCAAGACAAAAGCCCUCAAAAGCGCGUCGCCGAUUUUUACACUCGCUCCACGAACGUAAUCACAUAAAUCAAUCAAGAUGUGUGACGAUGAUGUUGCGGCGUUGGUCGUGGACAAUGGUUCCGGUAUGUGCAAGGCCGGAUUCGCCGGAGACGAUGCUCCGCGAGCCGUGUUCCCCAGCAUCGUUGGACGCCCUCGUCACCAGGGUGUCAUGGUCGGUAUGGGUCAAAAAGACUCGUACGUCGGCGACGAGGCCCAGAGCAAGAGAGGUAUCCUCACCCUGAAAUACCCCAUUGAGCACGGAAUCAUCACCAACUGGGACGACAUGGAGAAGAUCUGGCAUCACACCUUCUACAACGAGCUCCGCGUCGCACCGGAGGAACACCCGGUCCUCUUGACCGAGGCUCCCCUCAACCCCAAGGCCAAUCGUGAGAAGAUGACCCAAAUCAUGUUCGAGACGUUCAACAGCCCGGCCAUGUACGUCGCCAUCCAGGCCGUCCUCUCCCUGUACGCUUCCGGUCGUACCACCGGUAUCGUUCUCGACUCCGGAGACGGUGUUUCCCACACCGUGCCCAUCUACGAAGGUUAUGCCCUUCCCCAUGCCAUCCUCCGUCUGGACUUGGCUGGUCGCGAUUUGACCGACUACCUCAUGAAGAUCCUUACCGAGAGAGGAUACUCCUUCACGACCACCGCCGAGCGAGAAAUCGUUCGCGACAUCAAGGAGAAGCUCUGCUACGUCGCCCUCGACUUCGAGCAGGAAAUGGCUACCGCAGCUGCGAGCACCUCCCUCGAGAAGAGCUACGAGCUUCCGGACGGUCAGGUAAUCACGAUCGGUAACGAGAGGUUCCGUUGUCCCGAGGCCCUCUUCCAGCCUUCCUUCUUGGGAAUGGAAUCGUGCGGUAUCCACGAGACCGUUUACAACUCGAUCAUGAAGUGCGACGUCGACAUCCGUAAGGAUCUGUACGCCAACACCGUACUUUCCGGUGGUACCACCAUGUACCCCGGUAUCGCUGACCGUAUGCAGAAGGAAAUCACCGCCCUGGCUCCCUCGACCAUCAAGAUCAAGAUCAUCGCACCACCCGAGAGGAAAUACUCCGUAUGGAUCGGUGGAUCGAUCCUCGCCUCCCUGUCCACCUUCCAGCAGAUGUGGAUCUCCAAGCAGGAGUACGACGAGUCCGGCCCCGGUAUCGUUCACCGCAAAUGUUUCUAAGCUGACGUUAACGGCCGCUAUCCGCACAUCCACCUCGCUUAUAAUAUAUCUUCUUUUAUGCCUGGGUCCUAACGGCUCACGAUCAAAACGAAAACAUCUAAAUCAAAAAAUCGAAACAAAAAAGAAAACAAAAGAAAACACAAAGGGACACUCGAUCGCGCGUAUACGCAUUAUCCAACCAAAGAGAGAGAGACAUGGAAGGGAGUACUUAAGCUACGAAACGAAAAAU